AUGACUGACCAACCGCUGUCUAGCAGCAUCUCUCCUCCACCUGCGUCUGUGCCUGCUCCUCCUUCAGCCUCCAUGGAAUACCCAUUCGCAACCUCGCCCGACAUCCUUCGGACGCAUCAGAAAGACGCCUACAUCACCGGGAGUAUCUCGUCACAAGCCUCCACGAUCCUGCGCGCCCUUCUUGGGGCUCGUUUCGCACACAAAUACUCCGAGGCCACGAACCACCUCUCUGAGCUUCUCUACCUCUGCAUAACAACGCUUCUGGGGAACAGGACACUGGGCGAGGAGUACUGCGACGUGAUCCAGGUCGAGGACGACACGUUGAGACUCGCCGGACUGGGCAGAAGGGUCGGAUACAUCGCCAGCGUGGUGUUCGCGCCCUGGAUUCUGGGCAAAUCUCUGCCAGCGCUCAGAAGGAGGUUAAGGAGCAAACUCGAAUGGAACAUUGAACAUGCAAAGCAGAAAGACCGCCAUCACAGACAUCCCUCCUCACCCAGAAGCCUUAAAGUGCAAGAAUACAUCCUUAAACACCUCGACACCCUGACUUCCCCGCAACCCAUCUACGCCCUCAGCCUCGCCAUCUUCUACUUCACAGGCGCCUACUACCACAUCGCCAAGCGGCUCUUCGGGCUGCGCUACGUGUUCACCAAACAAAUCAAACCAAAUGAAGAGCGCGUCGGCUACGAAGUCCUAGGCGUCCUCCUCGUCCUGCAAAUGGCCGUGCAGUCUGCUCUGCACAUCCGAGAAACGUACGUGGAGGCGACGACCACCGCCUCGACCACGACGGGGGGAGGAACAAAGGAGGAGGCCAUCACCGCUGCAAUGCUCGCCAACGGCGUCGAGAUCCCCAUCCCGUCAAGCCUCGAAACGUCUUCGACGGGUGGCCACCUCCUCACCGCCGUCUCGAUGCCAUCCUACCUCCCGCCGGGCCUGGCGGCCAACACGGCGACGCCCAUCCUAGACACCCCGCGCUACGCGCUCGAGGACCACGACGAGACCAUGGCCUGGAUCCCCGCCGGCCACCAGCGCAAGUGCACGUUGUGCCUCGAACCGUUCCGCGACCCCAGCGUGACCACCUGUGGACACGUCUUUUGUUGGACCUGCGUGCAGGACUGGGUCAAGGAGAAGGCAGAGUGCCCCUUGUGCAGACAGAGCGUGUUAAGCCAGAAGGUAUUGCCGCUGAGGGGAUGA
Messenger RNA from Cladophialophora psammophila CBS 110553, 1191 nucleotides. RefSeq lists its product as uncharacterized. Gene Ontology annotation, cellular component: peroxisomal membrane. NCBI's taxonomy places the organism in Eukaryota, Fungi, Ascomycota, Eurotiomycetes, Chaetothyriales, Herpotrichiellaceae. Gene Ontology annotation, molecular function: zinc ion binding. The record is from RefSeq and is a predicted model, not a curated record. Bases 1 to 1191 code for a protein of 396 amino acids. Gene Ontology annotation, biological process: protein import into peroxisome matrix. The transcript has a single exon.